Dovyalis caffra is the source of this 456-nucleotide messenger RNA. NCBI's taxonomy places the organism in Eukaryota, Viridiplantae, Streptophyta, Magnoliopsida, Malpighiales, Salicaceae. The record is from the annotation of a GenBank genome assembly.
AUGGCUGCCAUUACAAAGUUGUCUGUUCUUAUAUCAAUGAUCAUGGUCUUUGCUAAUGUGCUUGCUCUAACUAGUGAGCCCACCAUUGGAGCUUCUCCUGCUGUUUUGCCAUACGUUAAUGCUCCUAACAUGUCUUCGUUUUUCCCUCCUCCAACUGACCAAUGGGUUCUGGGCCCUGCAGCUCCUCCAAGUUCAGAAGAAUUGGCACCAGUGCCGAGCUCAGGUGAGUUUAUAGGGAAGAUUUCCUCAAGCCCAGCAAAGUUCAAUGGUCAAAACACACAAAAAGCAAACUCCACUGAUCACCCACCCACCACUGAUUCUCUCCAUCAACAGCGCUGCUCCACCGAACCAUCCACCGGCCACAAUCAACAAGUCCAAAUGCCAGCUGCCUCGGCGGCCAUGGAACUGAUGGCCCAUCCAAUUUUUGAGAUUCAUUUGGACCGACCUCAGCAUUGA